Molecule: messenger RNA, 714 nt
Organism: Leishmania mexicana MHOM/GT/2001/U1103
Lineage: Eukaryota; Euglenozoa; Kinetoplastea; Trypanosomatida; Trypanosomatidae
Exons: 1
Coding region: 1-714 (237 amino acids)
Source: RefSeq, a predicted model, not a curated record
AUGCCCGACGUUUCCUCCACCGCGGUGGUGGCCGCCCCUCCCGCCAAAGAGAGGCCGGGUGGCAGCGGAGGCGUGCUGCUGCCGCUUGCCGUGGCUGGAGCUGGUCUGCUGUGCCUGUGGAAGGCUUUCCACAUCUGUUCCGUUCCCGUUCACCCGCGUUGCGUGACCGUCGUCUACGACACGCGCCGCAAGACAGUCUUGUGCACCUCGGCGGAUUGCGAGAUGCCCCGGGACUCACUGCCGCGGGUGUCUCACUUCAACGCGUCACUGUACUUCGGGUCCGCGCUGAUGUACUGGAGCCGGACGCGGCUGCUGGUGCCGCCGUCCUCCUUCUUUGGGGUCUUCACGCUUCCGCGCAGCGUCCUUGAGGAGCCGGGCGAGUCCGUGAACUGUGUCGUAGAGGAGGUGGCCGUGCGCGACGGGUCCGUGAACAUGAUGGUGACUGUCUUCUACACCAUUCCCUUCGACCAGGUGGAGCGCUACCUUGCCGCCGUCGGCCCUGAGCCGCCGAACGAGGUAAUCGGCAAGGCGGCCGCCCAGGUUGCACGGGUGCGGUGCGCAGAGCAGUCUGCCGGGAUCUUGCUCAGCAAGACCCGCCGCGAAGCGUUCAUGGGUCCGUACAAGGACCACCUUACCUCAAAGCUCAUGUCGGAGGCGGCGGUGCUGGUGAGAGACGUGGCUGUGGAGAGUGUGGUGCUGCUCGAGGGGGGCUAG